GCAGCGCCGGUAUGCAGUCAUGCAUUGACUGGUUUUUGGAUAACACAUGCGCUGACUCCCGUCUGUUUGGCCAAGGCACCCCCCGCCCGGAUUCCCUCUACCGCUUCUUGCAGCGCAUUCUACACCAGAACGGCGUCGAUUACAUCGUGGCCCCCUACAGUGCUGCCGCUCAGGUAAGAAGUAACACGCUAGGAAUCUGAAGUGUAUCAUCUCACACUCCGCUCCGUCUCGCAUAGCUUGCCUACCUGACCAAAGGCCCGAACCCC
This is a messenger RNA of Aspergillus uvarum CBS 121591, 266 nucleotides long. RefSeq lists its product as uncharacterized. The record is from RefSeq and is a predicted model, not a curated record. The transcript has a single exon. Bases 12 to 200 code for a protein of 62 amino acids. Lineage: Eukaryota; Fungi; Ascomycota; Eurotiomycetes; Eurotiales; Aspergillaceae.